AUGGCCGAUUACUCCAUGUACCACGCCCUCGGUCAAGGCGAGAACCUUGACCCAAACGACCCGAAUCGCACGAGCCAGCCGGCGCCUCCCCAGUUUCACCCCCCGGUCGCUCCAAAUCCAUAUCAGUACGGGUCCCCCCAACCCGGCGCUUACUACCAGGGACAACCGCCUACACCAGAGGAUGCGGGGCUGGCCGCGCAGAUGGGUGGCAUGAGCCUCGGCGCCGAGGCAGCCCACAGUACCGGCAGGAAGAAGAAGAAGGAUCGUCACGCAUUUCACCAGGUUGGGGCGCCCGCGGGUUCGUCCCAGGCCUUCAAUGGAAUGCCUCCGGCAGGGACACCAGCCACCCCAUACCUGAACGCCGACCCUUCGGCCGCCGCUUCUCGGUACGGGCCCGGGCUAAGCCCGCAGAUGAACCAGUUCCCGGCGCCAGUGAGCCCCGGCUUUAUGGCUGCUCCCGCCUCCCCUGCCGAGUUUGCUGCCCGGAGCGGCUUUGCCGAUGCUGCACCCUCGCCGAACAUGGUCCCCACCGCCGGACAGACAAGGGUGUCACCAGACGAGAUGCCGAGCGUGCCCCUCUCACGGGACUCUGUACAGCAGUACUUCUUCAGCAAUGUAUACCCGACGUUUGAGCGCCUGGUGCCUCCCCCAGCCACGGUCUCUUUCGUCGCGUUCGACCAGGGGAACGCUUCACCCAAGUUUGCCCGCCUCACCAUGAACAAUAUCCCUGCCACCGCCGACGGACUAAAGAGUACAGGCCUGCCCCUCGGUCUCGUUCUCCAACCCAUGGCCCCUCUCCAGGCUGGCGAGCUCGAGAUUCCCGUGCUAGACUUCGGUGACGUUGGCCCGCCUCGCUGCCACAGAUGCCGCGCCUACAUCAACCCCUUCAUGAUGUUCCGCUCAGGAGGCAACAAGUUCGUCUGCAACCUCUGCGGCUAUGCAAACGACACGCCGCCGGAGUAUUUCUGCGCCACCAGCCCACAAGGCGUCCGUGUGGACCGCGACCAGCGGCCAGAGCUCACGCGGGGUACGGUCGAGUUUGUAGUACCCAAGGAGUACUGGACCCGGGAGCCGGUCGGGCUGCGCUAUCUAUUCUUGAUUGACGUAACACAAGAAUCGUUCAACAAGGGAUUUCUCGAAUCAUUCUGCGACGGCAUCCUGCGCGCCCUAUACGGCGCCGAGGACAACGAGGAGAGAGACGAGAACGGCGAGGUCAAGCGGAGGAUACCGGCAGGCGCCCAGGUCGGCUUCGUGACGUAUGACAAGGAGGUCCACUUCUACAAUGUCAGCCCGGCGCUGGAGCAGGCGCAGAUGAUGAUCAUGCCCGAUGUCGAAGACCCCUUUGUGCCGCUUAGCGGGGGCUUGUUCGUGGACCCCUACGAAUCCAAGGCGGUCAUCAGCUCGCUGCUUACUCGCCUACCGCAAAUGUUCUCGACCAUUAAAAACCCAGAGCCGGCGCUUCUAUCGACCAUGAACGCCGCAGUCGCUGCGCUGGAAAAGACUGGCGGCAAGAUCUUCUGCUCCCUCUCGGCGCUCCCUACCUGGGGUCCAGGCCGCCUGUUCAUGAGGGACGACGGCAAGCAUCCGGGUGGCGAGCCGGACAAGAAAUUGUUCAGCACCGAGCACCCCGCCUGGAGGAAGGUCGCCGAGAAGAUGGUCUCGGUCGGUGUUGGCGUCGACUUUUUCAUGGCUGCUCCGUCGGGCGGCUACCUGGAUAUUGCGACAGUUGGCUACGUUUCCGCCACCACCGGCGGCGAGACCUUCUACUACCCCAAUUUCAUCGCCCCACGAGACAACACUAGGCUGUCGCUGGAAAUCAAGCAUGCGGUGACCCGCGAAACGGGUUACCAGGCGCUUAUGAAGGUCAGAUGCUCCAAUGGCCUGCAGGUGUCGGGCUAUCACGGCAACUUCAUCCAGCACACCUUUGGCGCCGACCUCGAGAUCGGCGUCAUCGAUGCCGACAAGGCCAUCGGCGUGACCUUUGGCUACGACGGCAAGCUCGACUCGAAGCUCGACGCGCACUUCCAGGCCGCGCUGCUCUACACCUCGGCAUCAGGCCAGCGCAGGGUCAGGUGCAUCAACGUGAUCGCCGGCGUCAGCGAGAACGCGCGCGAGAGCAUCAAGUUCAUUGACCAGGACGCCGUCUACACCACCCUUGCCAAGGAGGCCUCCACCAAGCUCGCCACCACGUCAGCAACCCUCAAGGACGUCCGCCUCGGCCUGACAGAACACACGAUUGACGUGCUGGCCAACUACCGCAAGCACUUCCUGUCGCAGGCGCACCCGCCGGGCCAGCUUGUCAUGCCGGAACGACUAAAGGAAUUUGCCAUGUACAUGCUCGGCCUGCUGAAAUGCCGCGCCUUCAAGGGCGGCUCCGAAACCACGGACCGGCGCGUCCACGAGAUGCGCCUCAUCCGCUCCAUGGGCUGCCUCGAGCUCAGUCUGUACCUCUACCCGCGCAUGAUCCCCCUCCACAACCUCCAGCCCGACGACGGGUUCCCGGAUCCGCAGACGGGCCACCUCCGCAUGCCGCCGUCGGUGCGCGCAAGUUUUGCCCGCGUUGAGCCGGGUGGUGUGUAUUUGAUCGAUAACGGGCAGACGACGCUGCUGUGGAUGCACGCGCAAACGUCGCCGAAUCUGAUCCAGGAUCUGUUUGGCGAGGACAAGGAUAGUCUGCAGAGCCUGGACGCGUAUACCUCGGGCCUACCGGUGCUGCAGACGCACCUGAAUGCGCAGGUGCGGAAUAUUGUCGAGUUCUUGCGCACCAUGCGCGGGUCCAAGGGGUUGACGAUCCAGCUCGCGCGGCAGGGGAUCGAUGGAGCCGAGUAUGAGUUUGCGAGGAUGUUGGUGGAGGAUAGGAAUAAUGAGGCGCAGAGUUAUGUGGAUUGGUUGGUCCAUGUGCAUAAGGGGGUGCAGUUGGAGGUGAGAUGA
Parathielavia appendiculata is the source of this 2931-nucleotide messenger RNA. RefSeq lists its product as uncharacterized. The transcript has 2 exons. Gene Ontology annotation, biological process: intracellular protein transport; COPII-coated vesicle cargo loading; endoplasmic reticulum to Golgi vesicle-mediated transport. Gene Ontology annotation, cellular component: COPII vesicle coat; endoplasmic reticulum exit site. The record is from RefSeq and is a predicted model, not a curated record. Gene Ontology annotation, molecular function: SNARE binding; zinc ion binding. Lineage: Eukaryota; Fungi; Ascomycota; Sordariomycetes; Sordariales; Chaetomiaceae. The coding region runs from base 1 to 2931 and encodes 976 amino acids.